Molecule: messenger RNA, 1690 nt
Organism: Trichoplusia ni (cabbage looper)
Lineage: Eukaryota; Metazoa; Arthropoda; Insecta; Lepidoptera; Noctuidae
Product: FK506-binding protein 4-like
Exons: 2
Coding region: 887-1375 (162 amino acids)
Source: RefSeq, a predicted model, not a curated record
ACUAGUAGUAAUUUUUGAACUCAAUCUCAAUGUUUUAAGAAAAUGAUGAAAUAAUAAAAGUUCUUCAAACCCAUGUUUUAUUUAAGGAAACCUUAUCAGAAUGAAUAUGAAAUUACACAUUUUUUCUUUCAUUAAUGUCAGUACAAUUUAAUAAAUAACAAUCAGCUUGUUAUUUAUGCAAUUGUAACUAAAUUGAUGAAUAGAAAAAUAUUUAUGAACAAAGUCUUCAUAUAUUUUAGUUAUUGGAGAUUAAGACGGAAAGUAAGUAAGUAUAUAGAAACAAAGUCGGCAAACAAAAACAAUGGUUGGAAUAAGAGGUGAGAGUAUCAAGCUGUCUGUAAAGAAAACUGGCCUUGGCAUUGAUCAUAAGUUUUACCAAUAAACUACUUAAUCAACUGUUUGCUUUCGAAUUCAUUUAUUUCAACACACACCGGCACAAAUUGAUACAAAAGAUUUUCGAGUUUCAUAGAGUAAGACAAAGACAAAGGCAUUCUAAAACCCUUUAGUUGAAUAAAGACAAAGAAAAUUACGACAGGACUAUGUUCGAGAAUACCUAUCAAAUACAUACGCUAAAAUAUCUAAGUACUACAAAGAGCGCUGCUACAAUAUAAAUAAAUUAGUUAUCGACUCUUUUGUUCGCGUCUAUAACAGUCUCCCCGGGCGUAGCUAAGGUUGCAGGUAACAUGUAGGUCACCGGUAAAUUGCACUUGCGCAGAAUAUCUGCCAGCCACCUACAUGUAUUGUAACGCUGCAUCAAUCAAUACCCACUAAUUUAAAAACGUCACGUGCGGUCUGACAUUUGAUUGUUGCGGCUCCGUGUUAAGUGACUAUAAAAUCUAUUAUCGUUUCCAAAUCUACCUGUUGACGCUCAACUGCUUCGAAAAAAAUGAGCCAACAAGAAGUUAAGCCUGCUCGAAAGGGGGAUCGUAUAGACAGCGUGGUAACCAAGAUCAUUAAUAUAGAAGGACCAAAAAUGGAAAAGAUUGAACCGAAGAAGGAGGAACCGAAGUCUGAGGAGCCGAAAAUUGUGGAGCGUAAGAAGGUUGUCCGCAAGAAGGUGGCACCAAAAAAGUUAGAGUCCAAAUCGGAAGAGGCUGAGGAUGAACCUAAGAGUCCUAGCCCUAAUGGUGCUAGUGCAACUGAGGAGGAAUCGGAACGCCCAUUGGGGAAAAGCUUCUACUGCCGCUGCCGCGACUGCAAGCUGUACUUCGGUAAGGGCAACCCUAUCGAAUGCGUUAACCCAAAUAUUGUGGAGAUGCGCUAUCCCAAGUGGAAGUUUGCUAAUAGCGCGAGCGCUAAGGAGCCGGUGUUCCGCCGCCCCGCUGACCCUGACUCCCGCAAGGAUCUCCAGACCAACAAACGUCGCAAACGUUAAAUUACCAGCCGCCCUUGUGAUGUAUUACUAUUGUUUAUACUUCCUACUGAGUUGAAUUGAUCUCUUAUUUAAUAAUUAAUGUAGUUGUUAAGAUAUGUCACAAGCGAAUUUUAAUAGAAAUUGAUGUUUUGAUUUAGUAGGUAGUGUUUCAUGAUGAUUGGUGUCUGUUCGUCCAGUGUAUUACUAUAAAUUAACCAUAUUGGAUGUGAUAACUUCGAAGCCUAAAUUCUACAACGCUUAUACAAUAAAUAAUUUGUAUGUUUUGCUGUUUAAUGCUCAAGAGGACUUAUUUUUAUAUAUCUUUGGAUUAUUAUA